Messenger RNA from Corvus hawaiiensis (hawaiian crow), 3360 nucleotides. It is a transcript of the gene DNAAF2, whose product is annotated as dynein axonemal assembly factor 2. The transcript is spliced from 3 exons. NCBI's taxonomy places the organism in Eukaryota, Metazoa, Chordata, Aves, Passeriformes, Corvidae. Gene Ontology annotation, biological process: axonemal dynein complex assembly. The coding region runs from base 89 to 2650 and encodes 853 amino acids. Gene Ontology annotation, cellular component: cytoplasm. The record is from RefSeq and is a predicted model, not a curated record.
UCUUGUUUACCGUCACCACAGCAACGCCCGCCAUCUUGUUUGGCGUCCCCACAGCAGCGCUCCGGCCGGGCCGGGCCGUGCCGGGGCCAUGGCGGGCGCGGGGCGGCUGCAUGACCUAAACCUCAGCGCCGAGGAGGCGGAGCGGCUCCAGCGCGCCUUCCGCGACGAGCGGUUCCGCACGCUGUUCGCCGAGUACGCGGCCGAGCUGACCGACCCCGAGCAGCGCCGGCUAUACGAGGAGGAGGUGGCGGCGCUGGAGCGGGAGCGCGGCGUGGAGGUGCGCUUCGUGCACCCGACGCCGGGCUUCGUGCUACGGACGAGCCAGGCGGGCUCCCGCCGCUGCUACAUCAAUGUCUGCAGCAACGCGCUGAUGGGGGAGCCGCGGGCCCGCGCCGAGCGCGGCGGACAGCGCUGGGAGCUGCCCUACAGCCUGGCCCCGGGCCGCGAGGAGCUGCGCCCCGCCGGCCGCCGCCGCCUCCUGUACGACGUGGUGUUCCACCCGGCCGCGCUGCGCCUGGCCGCCCGCAGCGCCCGCUUCCGCCGCCUGCUCUGCGAUACGGCGCUGGAGGCUGUGGAGAGGCACUGCGGGGUGGGGCUGGACCGCAACAACGCCACCGUCCUGCGAGGAGUCUCCUACAAGGGCGUCCCGCAGGCACCCAUCCUCCGCUCCCCGCUGCCCGGCGGCGCCCCAAAGCCACCCGACGACGGAGACUCCCCGCUGCCGCCCUUCCCCUUCCCGCCCGCCCCCGGAGGCUCCUCGCCCGCCGCGCCCCCGCCGCCCUCCGGCCCCACCACGCCGCGCUGGAGCAUCCGCCACCGCUCCUACGUGGACCUGCAGGACUACCGGCACUGCCGCGACUCGGCGCCCAGCCCGGUGCCGCGGGAGCUGGUUGUGACGGUGGAGCUACCGCUGCUGCGCUCUGCCGAGCAGGCGGAGCUGGAGAUUCGCGGGCGGGAGCUGCGGCUGGACUCGCACUGUCCCGCCUACCGCCUGCGGCUCCACCUCCCCUACGACGUGGACGAGCGCGGCGGGCGGGCCGCUUUCAACCGGGCCCAGCGGCAGCUGCAGGUGACGCUACCCGUGGUGCCGCCGCCCGGCCUGCGGGAACCGCCGGCCCCGGUCGAGGAGCAGCUGGAGGGGGCCGAGCCCGCUGCCGAGGGGCCGGCAGAGGCAGAGGCGGCAGAGGCGGGCGGCGGAGCGGCUCCUCCCCCGGAACGCGGCCCUGGCGGCGCGGCCCGAAGCACGUGGGGCGGCGGGGAGCCCGGUGACCCACCCGCCGAACCCCCCGCUGACCCACCCGCUGGUCCGUCUGCCGAGUCCCUCGCUGAACCAGCCGCUGAACGCCCCGUAGAACCACUUUGUGAUCCACCCGCUGAUCCCCUCACUGAACCCCUGGCUGAAACUCCCCUUGAUCCAACCUCUGAGCCCUUUGCUGACUCCCCUGCUGAACCUGCCACUGAUCCAACCUCUGAACCCCCUGCUGAAUCCCCCGCUGAUCCAACCACUGACCCCCGCUCUGAACCCUUCACCGAACCUGCCACUGAUCCCCUCGCUGGUCCACCGGCUGAUCCACCCGCAGAACCACCCACCGAGCCCCCGGACCUGCCACUGCCCCGCUCCGCUGCUGCUUCCCCCGUGGCCAGCCCCGAGCCAGCCAUGCCCAGCGGGAACACCCCUCCGCAGGCCUCAGAGGGCCACCCCAGCGAGAUGGCCACGUGCCCUCCCUUCCGUGCCCGGCAGGACGAGGCGUCCCUCACGCUGCUCCUGCUCGUGCCCGGCAUCCAGCCCCAGAGCCUCCACGGGGACGUGGGCACCCACCACUACAGCCUCAGCUUCUGCACCGACAGCGGUGCCUUCGCCCUGUUCCUGCAGUUCCCUCCCGCAGCCAGGCUCGUGUCCCCCGAGAGCAGCGUCAGCGUCUCUGCCCACAACGCCGUGGUGGGGCUCGCCAAAGCCCCCGGCAGCACCGGGCUCUGGGAGAAGUUCAGCUUCGGCCUCGACCCCUCAGCUCUGCAGGAAAGGUUGUUUGUCAGUGAAGAGAACGUUGAUGGAUUUCUAGGCACUGCUUUCUGCCCUUCCCCUUGCUCCCAAUCAGCACUGGAAAGCCAGCCAUUAAUUGAAGUGCUGGAUGUUACUGAGGACAGAAUUCAAAUCAGGGUGGAGCCACAGGAACGCGAUGCAGAGGGAACACUUGGCAGCUCAGGGGGAGCCCUUGCUGGAAAGACCAACAGCAACUACCCUGAAACAAAGGCAGAAACAAACUGUCCUGCAGCUGAGGAACGUGCUGCAGGAUCCACCCCAGCUCCCACAGCUGAAACAAUAGGAAAAGUAGGCUGUGCUUCACACCAUUGUUUGCAGCAUGAACCUCCUGACACCAGUUCAGCGAUUCCUGGCGGAUCUGGGAGAAAGGAGCCCGAUUUAGAAAGUGCUGCUGCAGCAGGAGAUACGGCCCCGGCCCCAGGCUCUGGAAAACAAGGAAAACUGAUGGCGGGUCGGGAUGAGGAGCCACCCCCAGAGCUGGGCAGCAGGGCAGGCUCCCCCAUCCUGCGGGAGGUGAACCCCGAGGACGGGAGCGUGCGGAUCCUGCGGGAUCACCGAACGCACUGCCCCGUCGUGUUCCACAAUUCUUUGCUCUAUGAGUUGGAUUAGUUUCAUUAUUUUAGAAUUUCUUUCUGUUGUUUGAUGCUUGCUCUGACUUCCAUGUGCUGGUGGAUGACUUCAGGGCUCAGAGAGGUUCCCACUGAAACUGGUGCAACAUCAAAACCUUAUGUUGUUAACAAUUUUUGGAGUUUAACAAUUGUACGGAAAUAAUUUUACUUAAAAGAAAAGUUGCAGUUGGAGGUGACUUCGAGCUCCUGGAAAAAAAAUGUAUCUUUAUUGUUUACAUAAAUUUUUUAUUCUCUUCCCACGUUUCAGGGAUUAUUUGUAUAUAUCCUUAGUCUAACAGCUCCCUCGGGAAUUGAGCAGUAUUCAUCAUUUUCCAAACCUUUCAUUUGGUGCUAAUUGCAGGAUUAGACUUGCAGUGAUUCUUAGCAAUCAAAUGAAAUUUCUAAUUAUCCGGAGAAGUUCUAAUUAGUCUCCUAGAAAUAAUCAACAUUUAUACGCUGCAUUCCAUCCUAGUGCUGUGCUUCAGAUCUGCAGCACCCAGAUAUCCCCCAGCUGAACAAAUGCCAUUGCACAAGAACAUCCUCUGGGUGCAUGUCUGCUCUGAAGUAUUUACAAUUCGUGAAAUGGAUUCUCUUUAUCCAGAUUAGAUUUAUUUUCCACAGUUUCCUUCAAGUUUCAGCGUUUCUCACCUCUCUAAAGCACAAUAACCAAGAGAACACAUCUAAGAAUAAACUUCCUGUUCCCCUUUCUCA